This is a messenger RNA of Anthonomus grandis grandis, 864 nucleotides long. Its product is annotated as short coiled-coil protein homolog. The transcript is spliced from 2 exons. NCBI's taxonomy places the organism in Eukaryota, Metazoa, Arthropoda, Insecta, Coleoptera, Curculionidae. Gene Ontology annotation, cellular component: trans-Golgi network. The record is from RefSeq and is a predicted model, not a curated record. The coding region runs from base 135 to 548 and encodes 137 amino acids.
AAUAUUUCUGAAGGGAGUGUGGUGUUUUUUGCUGUAAUAAGAGUAAACAAAAAAUCUAACAUAUAUUUAUGUCGUACUGCUAAUACAAACGACUAAUUUGUACUCAUUGGGAGAAAAUCACAAACCCUAAAAAGAUGGCAUCUUCUAAAUUCCAAGACGAUAUUCCUCUUGCAGAUGAUGAUCCUCAAGUUAUAAUAAAUGAGGACCCGGAGCAAAAUUCCAUGUCAGAAGGAAACUCAUCGAGUAUGAUUCAUGGGAGAAGCAUGGAUUCAAUCCAGUCAACUUUUACUAAUGGGAGUUCCAGCCCUCAACAUAACUCUUUAGAACCAGACACAAGCCCUGAUGAACAAGAGGAAAAAGCUCGGCUCAUAUCACAGGUACUUGAGCUGCAGAACACUCUCGAUGAUCUUUCCCAAAGGGUUGACAGUGUGAAAGAAGAAAAUUUAAAACUGAGAUCUGAAAACCAGGUAUUGGGACAAUAUAUUGAAAAUUUGAUGUCAGCAAGCAGUGUAUUUCAAUCAACCUCACCAAAAAUUAAGAAGAAGUGAGGUAUUAUGCUGUCAUAUUUCUAAAUUAUUUAUGAUUUUUUUAUGUUUUUUUAUGUAAUAUGAAUUUGUUAACCUGUUUUAGUUUUUUUACCAUGGAUUUAACUGGGUGUCAGGUAUGAAUUAACUAAGCUUACUAUUCCACAGGCAACAUUUUUGUUGUUUCAGCAAUUAAAUACAAUUAAGUAAUUUAGUUUGCUUCAAUAUGCCAAAGAGAGUCAAAUGUAUAGGAAUAGAAAUACACUAUUUAUAAGUUGAGGUACCAGAUACAUUGAGAUAAAUUGCUUGCUAAAUUGAAAAAUAUACUUUUUGAGAGCGA